UGAUUUCAGUCUUAUUGUAGCGCGGAAAAGUAGAGGCUUGUGAGCUUUUCAGUGAUAACGAAACUGUUGAUAAGUUCAGGAAGUAAAACCGAUUGAUCAUACACAAACAUGACUACCAGAGACACACUUUUCUCCAUGGUCUCGGAACCAGCCGCUGAAACUGGCAAUAGAGUAACGAUUGUAGGAGUUGGACAAGUGGGAAUGGCUUGUGCCUUCAGUAUUCUUUCACAGGGAAUUUCUAACGAUAUUGUUCUGGUCGAUGUUAUGGAAGACAAAGUCAAAGGCGAAAUGAUGGAUCUUCAACAUGGAUCUCUUUUCCUGAAGAACCCAAAAAUCAAUGGAAGUAAAGAUUAUUCGGUGACAGCUGGUUCCAAACUGUGUAUCAUUACUGCCGGUGUUCGACAAAGAGAAGGUGAAACCCGACUUGAUCUGGUACAACGUAACACAGACGUUCUCAAAUUCAUCGUUCCAAAUCUUAUCAAAUAUUCCCCCGACACAAUUCUUCUGGUAGUGAGUAAUCCAGUAGACAUUUUAACAUACGUAGCGUGGAAGUUGAGCGGUCUCCCCAAAAACAGAGUUAUUGGUUCUGGAACUAACUUGGAUACCUCGAGGUUCAGGUUUUUGAUAUCUCAGAAGUUGGGAAUAUCUCCAACUAGUGUCCACGGGUGGAUCAUUGGAGAGCAUGGUGAUACUAGUGUGGCUGUAUGGUCUGGAGUGAACGUAGCAGGGGUAAGAUUACGUGAAAUCAACCCCUCAAUCGGCACCGAUGAGGAUCCCGAAAAUUGGAAACAAGUCCACAAGGAUGUUAUAAAUUCAGCAUAUGAUGUCAUCAAAUUAAAAGGAUACACCUCGUGGGCCGUAGGAUUAAGUGUAGCAUCAUUAGCCAGUAGUAUUCUCAAGAACAUGAACAAUGUCCAUGCUGUAUCAACGUAUGUUAAGGGCCACCACGAAAUCGAAAAUGAAGUAUUUUUGUCAGUACCAGCUGUUCUAGGAGCUAAUGGAAUAUCGGAGACUGUUCAACAAAAUCUCACAGAUGAAGAGAGAAGUCACCUUCAAGAUUCUGCCAGACUUAUGGGAACUGUUCAAGAUGAAUUGAUCUUUUGAAGAAAUUUGGACUUUUUUGGACUUAAUUUCUUAGUUUCAAUUUGUUAUAGUAAUUUAUAUUUUUUAUUUCUUAAUAAGGUGGGCACUGAUUUGCUGAAAUUGAAUGGAGCAUUUAUACAAACCUCAUUUCAAAUACCAGUGCUUUAUGUAGGUACCUGAAGAUCUUCAGAUCUACAAAUAGAAGUUUGAUGAAUGAAUAUUCAACAUCGUUUUCAAAGUUUCGUUCCUUGCUGUACGAUUUUUUGGAAAUGAAGUAAUUGGUGAAAGUAUGACCUGCCCAUAGUUUCUAAAAAAACAUCUGAUUCAGUACUAUACCCUUCUUAGUUGGUUAUAUCUGCAUGUGUCAUAUAAUUUAUUUAAGUUUUUGAUAUAUUUUGAUGUAAUAGUGAAUCUCUCAGGUUGAAAUAUUUUUACCAAAAGUGUCUUCAGUACAAAUUAUUCAGUUGCUUUAAGAAAUGAGGAAGGUUAUUCUCUAAUAAGAUAACAAAUUGGAUCAGAAUGAGAAUAAACGUUCAAUUGCUACCUGAAAAAAAAACUUUAAUGUUCUUCAAGAAUAUUGUGAUCAUCUUUCAAGAGUUCAGGAAUAUUCCUCUGUACCAAACUUUUCUAAAAAAUAUAUUCUAUUCAAAUUUA
This is a messenger RNA of Leptinotarsa decemlineata (Colorado potato beetle), 1737 nucleotides long. It is a transcript of the gene Ldh, whose product is annotated as Lactate dehydrogenase. Lineage: Eukaryota; Metazoa; Arthropoda; Insecta; Coleoptera; Chrysomelidae. Gene Ontology annotation, biological process: lactate metabolic process; pyruvate metabolic process. The record is from RefSeq and is a predicted model, not a curated record. Gene Ontology annotation, molecular function: L-lactate dehydrogenase (NAD+) activity. Gene Ontology annotation, cellular component: cytoplasm.